This is a messenger RNA of Colletotrichum truncatum, 1890 nucleotides long. The record is from RefSeq and is a predicted model, not a curated record. NCBI's taxonomy places the organism in Eukaryota, Fungi, Ascomycota, Sordariomycetes, Glomerellales, Glomerellaceae.
AUGGUGGUCUGCAAGUUCUAUGAGCAGGGGACCUGCAAGUUUGGAAACAGCUGCCGGUUCGAACAUCCGAGAGGCCAGUCGAACAACCGAUUCGCUGCCUUUGGCGCAAACUCUGGAGGAGGAUUCAACCGCGGUGGUGGAAACGACGCGGCGCCAUACCUCUUGUCAAAAGAGACUAUCGAAAAGGAUCUGACCUCCGAGCAACCACAAUGGAUCUUGUCUGCGUACGGGCCAGGGAGGGACGCCCCGGAACAGCUGUUUGGCGGACCGAUGCGCGAACAGAGCUUUGAAGAGAUGAGGCUUCAUCACGUCAUCGCGACAGCGUCCGGAAACCCUCAGCAAGCGCUUAACCAAGCUCAAGAGCUGUACCAGCAGGCUCAGCAGCAGAUGACGGCGGCGGUUGGAAACCUGGACGGUGCGAUCCAGUUCAUCAUCUCCGCCGAGCAGAAACACCCCAAUCGAAUCGACAUUUGCAAGCAGGGUACUUUGCCUGGAGGUACGACAGGAGAGUUCGCCGUUGGAAGGCGGGCGACUUCUUCUCUCGGCCAACAGAACCCUUUCUCAUCCAACGCGUCUUCUGGCGCGACAGCGAAUCCGUUCUCUGGCGGCAACCAGACAACAUCAGCCUUUGGCAGCGGGCCCUCAUCAACUGGCAGUGCCUUUGGACAAGCCUCUUCCCUAGGGCAAAAGCCGAAUCCCUUCGGCACACCCUCUUUUGGACAGACAUCGCAGCCUACAUCAGCCUUUGGGCAGCCGUCAUCGACACCGGCGUUUGGUCAGGCUUCUCAACCGACUUCAGCAUUCGGCAGCCAGGCGCAAAACCAGACUUCGGCAUUUGGCCAGCCAUCGCAACCUUCAUCCGCGUUUGGUCAGGCCAGUCAGUUGGGAGGAGGUACAUCGGCCUUCGGCCAAGCAUCGGCGCUUGGCCAGAAGCCCAACCCUUUCGGAACGCCUGCUUUUGGACAGCCAUCACAACCCAGUGGCACAACCAGCGCAUUUGGUCAGGCGAGCGCUCUGGGCCAGAAGCCUAGUCCUUUCGGCGGCGCUGCUGCGAGCGGGCCGAGUCCGUUUGCCAGUGCCGGAGGAGCGGCCAGCAAUGCCAGCCCGUUCGGUCAAACGGCGCAGAACAACAAUGCCAACCCUAGUCCGUUUGGACAAGCAGCCCAGAAUCCGAGUCCCUUUGGUGCGCCAGCACAAGCAAACCCAAGCCCCUUUGGCCAGCCAUCGCAGGCUGCAUCAUCAACCCCAUUUGGACAACCUUCUCAACCAGCUGCGUCUAAUCCUUUCGGACAGCCUGCUCAGCCCCAAGCGGCUGCGAGCAAUCCGUUUGGUAGCCAACCAGCUGCCCAGUCGAGCGACGCUUCGAUGGAUGUCCAGCCUACUGGUGCUUUUGGUCAGCCAGCUCAGCCUCAAGCUGCCGCCAACCCAUUCGGACAGAAUAAACCAUCGCCCUUUGGUACUGCGGGUGGCUUAGGCGGAACAGGGGCAGCAGCAGCACCCGCGAAUCCCUUUGGCGGCCAACCCGCUGCGCCAGCUGCUCAAGCAGCCGCAGCGCCCGGAGGCAGUCCCUACCCCCCCGGUAGCUCAAAGCAGCACCCGCCGGUGUCUAGCUACAGCACCAAGGGCAUGGACGGGCGAUUAUCGUCGUGGAAGGGUAAACCCGUGACCUACCAGGGCGAUGUACCUGGAAUUCGGGCAUUCAACGGAUCGUGGACGAGGAUAUGGUUUCCCAACGGCCCACCUAAUUACUACAAGGACACGGAGCUGCCGGACGAAGCGUACGAUGACAAGUCGAAGCAGCAAUGGCAGGCUUUUAUGCAAACAGGCAAGUUUGAGGGCGGGAUGCCUGAAUUGCCGCCAAAGAGAGAGUUUUGUCUCUGGGAUAUAUAA